Darwinula stevensoni is the source of this 1570-nucleotide messenger RNA. The record is from the annotation of a GenBank genome assembly. Lineage: Eukaryota; Metazoa; Arthropoda; Ostracoda; Podocopida; Darwinulidae.
CACAGUCGAACGGGAGGAUCGCAGCGAGGAGUUCUCAACGAUGGCCAUGGCAGUGACGGCGUUCGCUCUCUUCAUUUCGCUGCUGGUCUUCUGCGGCGUCCAGGUGGAAGGUGGGAUUUCUAACGGUUGCCUGCAGUGCAUUCGCCAGAUAGAAGGGGGAACUGUCGGGGUUUGUCGAUGGGACGUUAAUUCCGAUAGUUGUGGGCCGUUUCAGAUCAAACUCAACUACUGGAAGGACUGCAGAGCAGGAUCGUCGUGGCAGACCUGCGCCAAGCAGCUGGCCUGUUCGGAGACGUGCGUGAGGAAUUACAUGAAUCGCUACGGGCCCGUGUGCGUGAAGGGACGGACCCCGACCUGCGAGGACUACGCCCGCAUCCACAACGGGGGACCCGGCGGGUGCAAGUCCGCGAGCACCGUCGGCUACUGGGCGAAGGUGAAGAAGGACCCAGAGAUCAUGGACCGAGAACUAUUGGGUGAAGACCUCAUAAAGCCUCGUUUGGGAUACACGUGUGGCACGUGUGGCUGUGUGUGGCACGUGUGGCGGUGUGUGGCACGUGUGGCGGUGUGUGGCGGGUGUGUGGCACGUGUGGCGCGGUUGGAGGCGCAUCAGGCGACGCACCGUGCUCCUCAUGAGGAGCAUGCUGGACCCAGUGCUCCUCUGACAGUGCCAGUGGCACGACGGGUCGCCCCUUGGGUAGUCGUAAAUCCUCAUCGGCUCGCAUUUCAGCGGUCCACUCCGCGGCAGAAUGCCUCGCGCCGGUCUGGACCAGGAGUCCUCCGGUGCCGUGACUCCCGGCCCGUUCCGACGUGGCACGAACAGCCGAAAUCCGGCGAGCGAAAGAACCCGAUCGGCCGCGACGUCACGCGCCCGCCGCCUCUCCAGCCCGGAUUCCGCGACUUUCAAGGAAGAUAUGGUGAUGCGAUCCGCCAACGCCUCGCGAAAGAAGUCCAGCGGUUGACAUUCCCGGAGUACAUCUCCGGGGUUCUGCAGUGUCCGGGACUGCAUAAAUUAGACCGACUCCUGGAUUCGGCGGCGCAGUGGCAGCACACCCGACCGGCGAUCACCUUGGCCCGCUCACGACUGAGCUUCGUGAGCCGACUGAGUUUCGUGAGCCGACUGAGUUUCGUGAGCCGACUGAGCUUCGUGAGCCGACUGAGCUUCGUGAGCCAGGAUCGCAACAACGUUUGCGGUGAAACGCUGUCUGACGAAUGCCUGCGAUGCAUUCUCGAGAAGGAAAACGGGACGGUCGGAAAGUGCAUGAGAGAACCUGACGGCCGCCUCAGUUGCGGACCUUAUCGCCUCACGGAGGACUACUGGGCAGAUUGCAGCUUCAGAGGAAAGAACAAGGACAUAGGGACGGAUUGGCAGGCCUGCGCAAAAGAGCUGGACUGCUCGGAAACGUGCGUGAGGAACUACGUGUCGCUGAAGGAGCACGGCUGCACCGGCGGCGAUCGCGUCCCGACGUGCCUGGACUACGCCCGCCACCACCACGGAGGCCACGGCGGGUGCUCGGGCGGCGCCAACGCGGAUUACGUGCUGCGGUGCUGCGACGGGGCGGGGGGGUGCUGA